Klebsormidium nitens is the source of this 756-nucleotide messenger RNA. Lineage: Eukaryota; Viridiplantae; Streptophyta; Klebsormidiophyceae; Klebsormidiales; Klebsormidiaceae. The record is from the annotation of a GenBank genome assembly.
GGAAGCGAGCGGUUCGAUGCGGAGGAGGGGGAAGAGAGCAGCGAGUAUGAGAUGGAGUCGGAAGCCGAAGAGGAUACUUUCGAAGCUGGGGGGGUAGACAAAGAGCAAGAGGAGGGUGAAGCGGCCCCCCCACGAGGAGAGUCGUCCAACCGGGGGGCUGAAACCGUCGCGGGGUCCAGCAGUAAGGCCGAGGGGGGUAAGCAGCCGGGUGCGGCUGGGGGUGGGCGGGGCGUGGCUUCCAGCCGCGGGGGGGGCGACGACUUCGACGUCUUGAGCAGCAUCACGGGGGUGACGUCAGCGGCGGGGAGCCAGCGGCACCGGAACCGGGCGAACGCGAAGCCGGACUACAAGAUGAAGCGGAAAGCGUCGCGGGUGAAGGACCGGAGCUGGCGCGCAUUUCAGGUGGAUAACGACACCGACGGGAUGCCGAUCGUGCGGGGGAUGGCGAAGCCGGUGAGUCACGGGGCGGCCGCGAAAGCGAGCGUGGCGGAGCAGGCGCGGAAAGACUUGGAGCUGCUGAAAUCGUCGUAAGGUUGGGGUUUGAGGUGCCUCGAGUCUCAUGGACGGACUCGGAACUCCUGCUGGAAUAAGUCUGGAAUAAGUCAAGUGAACUCUGGAAGCUUCUGUACAUACGAGCGUCUCUCGAGUCAAAAGUCGCAAAACCGCCCCUGGGAUCGAACAAGGACGUGUAUGUUACUCUGUUGGCGUCUUGUCUUCGAUUCGAUGCCGACUCGAUUAUGCUGGGCAACUGUUGGC